ACAGUGUUCAAGCAUACAACUCAGUUGACUCAGCCAAUGACCGUCAAUUUGUGUUUGGACGUGAGAGAAGCUGCUUCGAUUGCUUCUUGUUUAAACCAUACCACACUUAAAGACUUAAAGUUUUUAUUUUAACUCGUUCCUUUUUUAAUCAACAAAACAACUAAAAAUGCGUGAGUGUAUUUCUGUACAUGUUGGCCAAGCUGGAGUCCAAAUUGGUAAUGCCUGCUGGGAAUUAUACUGCUUAGAACAUGGUAUUGCUCCUGAUGGUCAAAUGCCUUCUGACAAGACCAUUGGAGGUGGAGAUGAUAGCUUCAAUACCUUCUUUAGCGAAACUGGAUCUGGCAAACAUGUUCCUAGAGCUGUAUUUGUGGAUCUUGAACCUACUGUAGUUGAUGAAGUAAGAACUGGUACAUACCGUCAAUUGUUUCACCCCGAACAACUAAUUACUGGAAAGGAAGAUGCAGCUAACAACUAUGCUCGUGGACAUUACACAAUUGGAAAAGAAAUUGUUGAUGUUGUUUUGGAUAGAAUCAGGAAGUUAGCUGAUCAAUGUACUGGACUUCAAGGAUUCUUAAUUUUCCAUUCUUUUGGCGGUGGUACUGGAUCUGGAUUCACUUCUUUGUUGAUGGAAAGAUUGAGUGUAGAUUAUGGUAAAAAAAGCAAAUUGGAAUUUGCCAUCUACCCUGCUCCUCAAGUUUCCACAGCUGUUGUUGAACCAUACAAUUCCAUUUUAACCACACAUACUACUCUUGAACACAGUGACUGUGCCUUUAUGGUAGAUAAUGAAGCCAUAUAUGAUAUUUGUCGCCGAAAUCUUGAUAUUGAACGUCCUACUUACACCAACUUGAAUCGUCUUAUUGGUCAAAUUGUAUCAUCUAUUACUGCCUCUCUUCGAUUUGAUGGCGCUCUAAAUGUAGAUUUAACUGAAUUCCAAACCAACUUGGUCCCAUACCCUCGUAUUCAUUUCCCAUUGGUAACUUAUGCACCAGUUAUCUCUGCUGAAAAAGCAUACCAUGAACAAUUAUCUGUAUCAGAAAUUACAAAUGCUUGCUUUGAACCAGCUAAUCAAAUGGUGAAGUGUGAUCCACGUCAUGGCAAGUACAUGGCUUGUUGUAUGUUGUAUCGUGGUGAUGUUGUACCUAAGGAUGUUAAUGCUGCUAUUGCUUCCAUCAAGACAAAGAGAACAAUUCAGUUUGUUGAUUGGUGUCCAACUGGUUUUAAAGUUGGUAUCAAUUAUCAACCUCCAACUGUAGUUCCAGGUGGUGAUUUGGCUAAGGUACAACGUGCUGUGUGUAUGUUGUCUAACACCACUGCUAUUGCUGAAGCAUGGGCAAGAUUGGACCAUAAAUUCGAUUUGAUGUAUGCCAAGCGUGCUUUUGUUCAUUGGUAUGUAGGUGAAGGUAUGGAAGAAGGUGAAUUCUCUGAGGCACGUGAAGAUUUGGCUGCUUUAGAAAAAGAUUAUGAAGAAGUUGGCAUGGACUCCGUUGAAGGAGAAGGCGAAGGUGGUGAAGAAUAUUAAACAUUUAAAUUAUAGUGCAUCCUCAAAUAUCGCUUACUGCAUUAAAUUUGUUUAACAAUAAAAUUUUUUUUUAUACAAGACAUUUAUAGACAGAAUAUUAAAAAAAUAACUGCAACUGAA
Molecule: messenger RNA, 1639 nt
Organism: Daktulosphaira vitifoliae (grape phylloxera)
Lineage: Eukaryota; Metazoa; Arthropoda; Insecta; Hemiptera; Phylloxeridae
Product: tubulin alpha-1 chain
Exons: 3
Coding region: 167-1519 (450 amino acids)
Biological process (GO): mitotic cell cycle; microtubule cytoskeleton organization
Cellular component (GO): cytoplasm; microtubule
Molecular function (GO): structural constituent of cytoskeleton; GTP binding
Source: RefSeq, a predicted model, not a curated record